ACUGAUCAUGCCCAUCGGUAAUUUUUUUUAUGCACUAAUAAUUAGAGUGGGUGGCAUGUUGCCAUACUUUUUGUGCACACCACUGCUGUCCUGAAAUAUUUAACUCGAUACUUUUUUGUAUGCGCAAAUUUAUGCUCGAUUUGCACAAACAACUCCACGCACCAUUCUAUUUACUUUUUACACCAUGUCAUUGGCUGAACUCUACAACAGCAACAACCAUAGUCUCGGCGAUGACUCGGAAGACGACGAAUCCGAUGACGAGUUUGUGCCCGGCCUAGCCGACGACGACAAUAACGACGCAAGCGACAACGACAGCGACGAUGGCGAGCACAACGACCGUGCUGCUACAAACGACGACUCGGAAGAGGGCACUGCGGUUCCUCCUGAGGAAAUCGAGCAGCAAAAGCGCAAGAUCGACGAUAUCUGGCAAGAAAUGAAUUCGCCCACCACACACCAACAAAAGAUUACCCACGUGGAUUCCCAAGAAAUCAAAGAAGAGCCCAAUGAUUCUACAGCAGGUGUGGCUGAGGUUUCUUCGGCCGACAAAGCUGAAACAACAGCACAAAACGUGGUCGUGGUGGCAAGUGAUGGGUUGCGCAGGGCGCCGAAGCGGAAGGCAUCGCAGUUCAGCAGGAUGGCGGAGAUGGUCGAGCAGCGCAGGGCGAAGAAGGAGAAUACGCUGGAUAAAGCGCGUAGAGAGUGGACUGGGUUUGUGGAAAAUGAGGGAAUCCGCGAGGAUUUGGACAAGGCAAAUAAGGACGGCUAUGUCGAGCGACAAGAGUUUUUACGGCGCGUUGAUGAGCGCAGGUACGAAAAGUCCCGGGAGCAGAAGUAACAGUGAAAAAGCAUUCAUUCUUUGCGACUUUAGCUUGGAUAAUGAAUUAAUUAAAUGAUUAUGAUUACUCAAAUCGAUACAUGUGAGUGAGUUUCGAAUUUGGCACAGGAAAUUAAAGCACACUCUUCUCUUUUCGUAAUGCGCCAAAACAAAGAAAA
Kickxella alabastrina is the source of this 993-nucleotide messenger RNA. Its product is annotated as bucentaur or craniofacial development-domain-containing protein. The record is from RefSeq and is a predicted model, not a curated record. The transcript has a single exon. Lineage: Eukaryota; Fungi; Kickxellomycota; Kickxellomycetes; Kickxellales; Kickxellaceae. The coding region runs from base 185 to 835 and encodes 216 amino acids.